AUGGCUGAGACAACGAGGGAUGAAGAUCGGAUCGAAGAAGACAACCAGAAAGGAGGUAAGAAUGUGAUUCUACUGAAAGAGGCAGACAUAUCAGAAGGUACUAACGCUUGCUCCAAUAGUCUCUAUGGCAGACUCUUUGCUUCCAAAACCUUCUCAAUUGGAACCAUGGGGAAUGCUUUAAAGGCUAUAUGGGGAAACUCGGAAGGAUUUAGUGUGAGUGAUAAAGGGGAUAAUUCCUUCCAAUUCUUUUUUAACAAAGAAGUGGAUGUCUUGCGUGUUGAACGUGGUUCUCCAUGGCUAUUCAAAGAUUAUGUGCUCCAUGUCAAGAGAUGGAAGGAAGAUCAGAACUGUGAUGAAGAGAUUAUUUCCAAUUUUCCAGUUUGGGUUCAAUUUUGGGGUUUGCCAGAAUCGUUUAAAACCCUCGAAGUUAGACGUAAAUUGGGAGAAAAAUUGGGCACAAUAUUGGAGGUAGGUAAAUUUCAGAUGCGAGGCAGAGAAACUAGGAUUGUGAAGACCAAAAUCAAUAUUGAUGCUGCCAGGCAAGUGAGAGAUCAGUUAAUAGUGGCAGGACCUAAUAAAAAGGAGGUAGAAGUGGCACUGCGCUAUGAGAGACUUGGAAAGUUUCUGUACCUAUUGCGCAAAAUUGGGGCACGAGGGAUGUCAAUGCAAGUAAGGAAACAAAGUUUGAAACCACAAGACACUGGUAAUAGGGCAGCACCUGAGUCACCUCAAUCAGCCAAUUCUAGAACAGAAUGCAUGGAGGUUAUCAUAGCUGGUCAGUCCAAUACCAAGGAGGAUGAAGGGCAGCUUAUGCAAUUCGCUAUUGGGCAGUGUCUCACCACAGAGAAAGGUAGGAAGUGGAAAAGGUUAGCAAGACAAGGUGCUGCAGAGUCAGAUACUAAAAGUGUACCCAAAAAAAGGUUUAUGAGUGGUAUAGCUGAAGGAUCUACAAGGAAAGCAAGAAUAGAGGAUGAAAAUGCAGUUGAAGAGAUGGUGGAGGGUGCCAGCCUACAAAUGGCACCCAAGGCGCCAUGA
This is a messenger RNA of Arachis duranensis, 1035 nucleotides long. RefSeq lists its product as uncharacterized. Bases 1 to 1035 code for a protein of 344 amino acids. Lineage: Eukaryota; Viridiplantae; Streptophyta; Magnoliopsida; Fabales; Fabaceae. The record is from RefSeq and is a predicted model, not a curated record. The transcript is spliced from 2 exons.